Messenger RNA from Eriocheir sinensis (Chinese mitten crab), 3482 nucleotides. RefSeq lists its product as uncharacterized. The record is from RefSeq and is a predicted model, not a curated record. The transcript is spliced from 4 exons. The coding region runs from base 616 to 2091 and encodes 491 amino acids. NCBI's taxonomy places the organism in Eukaryota, Metazoa, Arthropoda, Malacostraca, Decapoda, Varunidae.
CCGAGUCAGUCAGUCUUGAGUCCUCCCAGCACGGCCAACUCGCGCACUCAAAGCCGUGUGUGUUGCGUGUGUUGGGUGUGUUGGAUGUGUUGCUCUCCCAGGUGCAUCAAGGUCCUUCCCACGCCUAUCUGAAAGUCCCUGAGGUGUUGGUACGGGAGGGAGAGAGAGAGAAAGAGUGGUGAGGUUUGAGUAAGGGAAGGAGUGAAGGAAGGGCUUUACCGCCAUCCUACGUGAUCCUGCUCACUCCCACGGUUCUCAUAGGAUACCAAAGACUCCUAUAGGAUACACUGCCCUCCUAUGGUAAGCCUGAAGGCCUCUUAAAUGGAGUUGUUAAGUUAGGGAAGGAGUGUGAAGGAGUGAAGGACUUUACCGCCAUCCUACAUGACCCUGCUCGCUUCCACGGUUCUCAUAGGAUACCAAAGACUCCUGCAGGAUACAAUGCCCUCCUAUGUGUGCCGGCCCACCUGAGGCUGUCGUGGCUGGGGUGUUGAGAGGAGAGGAGGCGCUUCGUCCCGGCGUUACCAUGGUGCCCCGGGUAGAGUGUGACGACCCCCGCCACGCCCCCCCGCGACCCCCGCCCCCCCGCCUCUGAGCCCCCGCCCCCCAGGCCUCGUCAUGUCGGUGGGGUGGGGCGGCAUGGUGGUGGGCGGCGGCUGGUGCAUGGCCGGCGGCGGCAAGAGCGCCGUGCAGCUGCUGCAGGAGAGCAAGUCCCGCUACGUCAAGAGUGACCACGUGCUGGGCAGCAGCCAGACGCCCGCGCGCCCCGACCGCCUCCACAUCUCCUCCAACCCCAACAUCUUCCUGAGCGCGCCGUGCCACACCCUGCACGUGUCCCGCCCCACGCCCUCGCCCGCCCCGGAGCGCCGCGUGGCCCUCGCCGACAACAUCAAUGUGGUCAACCUGCGGGACCACCCCAGCCUGGCCGGCCUGUCCCCGCCCCGCCCCGGCCAGGCCCUGGGGCCCGCCUCGCUGGGCGCGCCGCCCCCCCUCCCGGCCCGCUCCCCCCGCGUGGCGCCCCGCCCCAAGCCCCGGGGCCAGGGCGAGGGCCAUGGCGGCAGGGACCUGCGCCGCUCCCUGUCCCACGGGCCGGGCGACCGCGGCGACAACGUGCAGAUGAAGCUGCGGCGACUCCUCAACACCGACUCGCAGGAGAACCUGGCGGCGGCGGCGGCGACGCCCGACGAACCCGCCAAGCCCAAGGUGCCGCCGCCGAUCGCCCCCCGCCGCGGGGCACGCCUGUCCCCGCCGGGCACGUACCGCGCCGAGCCGGCCACCGUCACGGCCCACAAGUCGCUGCCGGACCUGAGCCGCGCCUCGUCCCCCGCGGCGGAAACGGACUCGGAGUGCGGCACGGGGGGGCGCCGCCCCUCCUGCCCCGGCGCCCUUCCCUCCACCACCCCGAGGCCCCCCGUGCCCCCGCCGCGUCCGCCCCGUAUGUUCCGGGACCCCCCGCCCCCGCCCCAGCGCUCCCCAGACCGGCCCCCUGCCCGCCCCCCGCUGCCCCAGCGGCUGCGGGAAACUUCCGCCCCGCGCCCUGCCCGCCCCGGCGGGGCAGGAGGCAGCGGCCCCGGCGCCUCGCUGCUGCCGACGGACGGCCGCCGCUCCUCGGACAGCGACGUGUCGGCCUACGGGGCGGCGACGGCGGCGACUGGCGGCGGGGGCGGCGAGGAGGGUCGCCGGCGGCCCAUCCUGCGGUCACGGUCCGACGUGACGCACGAGCGCGGCCGCUGGGAGGAGGAGGCGCUGCCACUGCCGCCGCUGGACCUGGAGGCGUUCUUCGAGACGCUGGGGCUGGACGCCACCACGCACCGCCAGCUAACGGCGCCGCCCUCCUCGCCGCCGCACUCGGCGCCCGUCUACUUCGAGGAGGUGUCCUCCGAGGAGUCGGGGCCGCUCGUGGGGCGGCGGGGCAGCUCAGACUCUGACGAGGGGCGGGGCAUAUCGGGCCCCGGCCCCGGCCCACCCCUGCCGCUGAGGGGCACCGGCGAGCCCUCCAUUGUGGAGAAGAACGCGCGGGUCAUCAAGUGGCUCUUCAACUGCCAGAAGGCGCAGGGCACCUACGUGUGCCGCGUCGCCUCCACCAAGAGUUAGCCGCGGCCGCUCUAGUCCCCGGCAGCCGCCCCGACACGCCCGGGGCCGCUGCCGUCCUGCUGUGAUAACCCGAGUGGCCGCCCCCCGCCCCGGGACCCCACUCCCGCGCCCUCUGCUCUCCUUCCCGUCCGGUGCUGCCGCCGAGGAAGGGGCGAAGGGAGACAGCCCUGUGGGGCACGGGGCGGGACGGGGCGGGGGUUGGCGGCGUCAGGGAGGGAAGGACGCGACCCUCCCACCGAGACUCACGGUGAGCGACGUUGGUGUGCCCGACCUGACCCGACACUACCCACACCCACACCCAUGCUGGGCCACACCACCCACACCCUCACCCAGACCCACAGCCACACCCUGCACACUGCCACACUCUUUCACACAGCCACACUGCCACACCGGCCCCGUGACCCGCCCGCGGCAGGAGCCAGGAGCCACACUCGAGGCGGCGGGAGGAACAAGAACCAGCGGAGGGGGGCGUGACGCUGGGCCGCCGUGCUCACCGACGCGGCGCCUUGCUCAAGAGGAAGUGCACGGCGGGGGGGCGGGGUGGGGGGGGACGUGGAGGUGACAUGAACUCUGGGAAGUGACGGUCAUGACUGAGGGGCAGGGGGGGGGUGGAAAUAGAGGGCAGUGGGGUCAGGUUUUCUGUGAUCCCGGCUCGCCCCGUUCCUUGCCCCGCCCCGCCCCACGUGUGCUAGCAAUCAAGGACAGGUGAUGAGGCUGCCGGUGCUGAGGUGCUGACGCGGCUCACCUGGUGCUGAUUGGACGCCUCACCUGCAGGGUUUUCCCUCCGCCUCGGCCUCCUUCCCUCCUUCCCUCCGCCUCGGCCUCCUUCCCUCCUUCCUUCGUUCCUUCGUCGGAGUUUACGAAAAAAAAAAAUCAAUCAAUGAAGUGGAGCGAUUUCACUGCCUCGGUGUGUGUGUGUGUGUGUGUGUGUGUGUGUGUGUGUGUGUGUGUGUGUGUGUGUGUGUGUGUGUGUGUACCUCCUACCUAGUCAGUCAGUCCUUUGUUGUGUAAUAUAUGCUCCAACACACACACACACACACACACACAAACACACAAACACACAAACACACUUUUUUUCUCUCAUGGCGGUGUGUUGGAAAGAAAAAAAAUAAAGAAAAAUUACCGUGUGUGGAAAAUAUAUUAAUGCGCACCUCCACUGCUCAUUCCGUGUGUGUGUGUGUGUGUGUGUGUGUGUGUGUGUGUGUAUGUGCUUAGUCCAGAUAGCGAGUUAUUCAGGAUAGUUGAGUCUACUACGCGGAUUAAAAUUAAAAACAGAGAGAGUAACAGUAGCGGUAAUAGUAACACUGGUAACAUUAAUAACGAUAGUGCUAGUAACCAUAAUAAUCAUAAUAAUAAUAAUAAUAAUAGUAAUAAUAACAAUAAAAAUAAUA